Messenger RNA from Pelobates cultripes (western spadefoot toad), 198 nucleotides. NCBI's taxonomy places the organism in Eukaryota, Metazoa, Chordata, Amphibia, Anura, Pelobatidae. The record is from the annotation of a GenBank genome assembly.
AUGGGCGGCGGAAAAAAAGAGAAAAGACCACACGCCAUCGAUCGUCCCACUAUGCCGUACUCCAGGAGGCACGCAGAGGCCUACCAACUCCCAUUGGACAGAAGACUCAGGUUCCGAGUCGGAGGGCAUCGAAUCCCAACUCGACCUGAUGGCCCCACUACUAUCGAUAUAUGCUUAAAGACGGCACAACUGAAAUAA